This is a messenger RNA of Corylus avellana, 2044 nucleotides long. Its product is annotated as protein EDS1B. Gene Ontology annotation, biological process: lipid metabolic process; defense response. Lineage: Eukaryota; Viridiplantae; Streptophyta; Magnoliopsida; Fagales; Betulaceae. The record is from RefSeq and is a predicted model, not a curated record.
CCAUCAGCUUAAAUAAGAAGUAGCAAAAAAAGUUUCUAAGCUUGCAAAUUGCAAAAGAAAAAAGCUCAAAAACGAUGGCCGGUGGAACAAGGGUUGCAGACAUCAUAGGAAUGAGGGACGAUCAGGUAAUCAAUAAAGCUUGUUCUUUUGCCAUGAAGGAUCACAAGCCACCGGCGAAGCCGUAUAUUCUUGAAAAAUCUCGUGGUUCACCGGACACCUACUUCUUCAUCUUUCCUGGAUCUUGGUUGGUAUCCGAUUGGUUUGCUCAAAAACCUUUUGGAGAGACUAAGAUCAAUCGACCGGACAACCCACCGAAGUUUCCUUCUCUGAGAAGCAUAGGCAACGAUGAAGUUGCCACCGUUAACGACGCCUUUCUGCGGAGAUUUGAAGAGAAGAUCUUGGGGGCUUCAGAUUUCAAAGAGAAGGUGCAAAAAGCUGAGACAGACAAGAAGCAAAUAGUGUUUACAGGACACUCCUUGGGUGGUUCAAUGGCCAUCCUUGCAACACUUUGGUUCUUGGACAAUUGCAAAUUUGAUAAAACAAGCCCACCUCUGUGUGUGACUUUUGGAAGUCCUCUAACUGGUAACCGCAUAUUUUCACAUGCUCUAAGGCGAGAGAAAUGGGCUCCUUACUUCAUACAUUUUGUCAUGAGAUAUGAUAUUGUCCCACGACUCUUGCUUGCUCCUAUCCCAUCAAUCGAAAAAGAAUUUGAGUCAAUUCUCCGAUUCUUUGCUACAAAAUCCGUUAACAAACCCGAGGAGGCUCCGGAUUUUUAUAGGACCGUCAUGACGAACGCGGCGUCCGUGGCAAGCCAUGCUGCCUGCAAUCUCAUGGCGAACCCGAAUCUGCUAUUGGAAACUGUAACCAACUUCACUGCAUUAAGCCCUUACAAGCCCUUUGGGACAUACUUCUUCUGCACUGGGAAUGGAAAACCGGUGGUCUUGAGGAACUCAGAUGCUGUUUUGCAGCUAUUGUUUUACUCCUCUCAAUUGAACAGUGAAGCGGAGCUUCACGAGAUAGCCCGCACAAGUCUUGAUCAACAUUUUGGGUAUGAAAAUGAGUUGAAAAAAAUGCAAGAUGUGGUUGACUUGAAGAAACUAGAAACCCUCUCAUAUUCUGCAGAGGCCACAGGCAGUGACAGCGCAACAAUUAACUCGGCCUUAAAUGACCUUGGGUUGAGCACGAGAGCUAGAUUGUGUCUUCUUGCUGCUGUCGAGUUUGAGAAGCGAAAGCAGAGAAACAUGGAUAGCAUAGAUACCAAGAAGAUCCAGAAGGAAAUAACUGAACUAGAAUCCUACCGAGUGAUCUGUAAGACUCGCCUAAUGAGCUGUUAUGAUGCCUUCAGACUUCACAACAGCCCCCAUGACUUCAAAGCAAAUGUGAAUAGGCUUGAGCUAGCAAGUAUAUGGGAUGAAAUCAUCGAAAUGUUAAAAAGGUAUCAACUCCCAGAUGAUUUUGAGGGCCAGAAAGAUUGGGUAGAGCUCGGAAAGAGGUUUCGUCGCCUUGUUGAGCCCCUAGAUGUUGCCAACUACUAUAGACACUCGAAGGACGAAGAGUCGGGACCCUAUUUGGGUACUCCUGGGAAGCCAAGGAAGCCCAGGCCAAAGCGAUACAUAUACACACAAAGAUGGCUUGAGCAUGCUCAGAAGCUGCCAGCUGAAUCCAGUGGAGAAUCGCAUUUCUGGGCAGAGGUAGAGGAGCUCCGCACUAAAACAAGCAGCCCUGAUGGGUUUGAACAAGUCAAGCCAAGGGUUUUGCAACUAGAAAGAAAUAUACAGAAAUGGGUUAAUGGCGAAGAGUUGGGCAAGGAUAAGGAUGUCCUCCUCUGUCAGGAAUCCAUCCUUGUGAAGUGGUGGAAAACACUCCCUGACCAGCAUAAGAAGGAUUCUGCAUUCAAUAACUUAAUCUAUUAAGAAAGGGUGAUUUAGGAGGUCGGUGCCUUCUUGGAUAUGUUUGAAUAUGAAAUACGUUAUUGUGUGUGCUAAAUGCAGUCUAGCUAUUACUCUUUUGAAAUAAAAGAAGUUAAAAGAGUUGAAAGCAACAG